This is a messenger RNA of Patiria miniata (bat star), 5364 nucleotides long. RefSeq lists its product as uncharacterized. Gene Ontology annotation, biological process: anatomical structure morphogenesis. NCBI's taxonomy places the organism in Eukaryota, Metazoa, Echinodermata, Asteroidea, Valvatida, Asterinidae. The coding region runs from base 20 to 4156 and encodes 1378 amino acids. The record is from RefSeq and is a predicted model, not a curated record. The transcript is spliced from 6 exons. Gene Ontology annotation, molecular function: protein binding. Gene Ontology annotation, cellular component: cytosol.
AAUUAAAUCCCUAAAAAAAAUGGCGGCCUCCAGUGAUGAUCGGGGUUCGCGUAGAACUCCGCCUUCUUUGAAGGAAAUUGUGAACAAACUUUGCACUAAAUCCCCUAAUAAUCUGGAGAAUGGACUGCAGGAGAUUCAGGGCCUGGUUCGUAAAAGCAGGGGACUUGAAGUCGUGAGUGAGUUUCGGGAAUUAGGAGGUUUAAAUGAAGUUGUGCAGGUGGUUAAAAAUGACGUGAAUGAGAAAUUGACAGAUAUGGCAUUGAGUGUAUUGGCAACGUGUUGCAGAGAACAGGAGUCGAAGAGUAGGGUCCAUGCACUAAAGGGGAUUCCAGCAAUAGUUGAGGUGCUUAGAGCACACAGUUCAGUCAGUGUCAUCAACAGAGCAUCCAGGGCUCUGGCCAACCUUGCAGAAGCCCCCAAGCUCUCUGCUGUCAUUCACCAAGAAAAAGUCAUUCCCCUCCUCAUCAGAUUGUUGAAGGAGACACCAGACUCUAACUGUCGACAGAGCAUCCUACGCACGGUACGGAUACUCGCGGACACCAGUCAACACACUUGGCAGAUCCUACAGUCUGAGGGACUGUUGGCGGUUCUCAGUUGCUUGGAUUCAGAUGACGUCAAGCUCGUUAGCUGUGCUGUUCAAACGGCAGCCGAGUUAACCAACCAUCUUGGAUCAGAACAUAGCACAGAAGCCCUCAGGUCUUAUCUGGAGGCAGGAAGGCAAGCUGUUGAAGAUAACAGAGUAGAGCUCUUAGUGGGGCUCCUGUCUCACUCCAAGCCUUCCAUCCAGGAGCAUUCCCUGAUGGCAUUACUGAAUUUGAUGGUAUCGGAGGGGGUCAGGGUUGCUGCAGGUAAAGCGGGUGGGGUGGAAGUCUUCAUAGAGCGUGGCAAGGCUACCACGUUCCCAGGGUGGGCCACAUACAUCCACUGCCUGUGCUUCUGCUGUCGGGAGGCAGUCAACAGAGUCAGGGUUAGGAAUCUGGAGGGUCUGCAGGUGCUCCUCAACAUCCUGAAGAGCUCUGAUGAAGAUUGUGUGAAGCUCCAUGAGACAGUUCUGGUUGCCCUAAUGGAUUUCUACUAUGAUGAGCAAAGUCUCAACUACCUAGCUGCCUGUGGGUUUAUCCAGAUCCUGGUAUCUCAACUGAGACUAGAAGAAAAGGCAUCAGUCAGUACCUCUUCUGGCUGCUCUGAAUCUAGGAGUGGUACAGAUGAACUAAAGGAACCAGAGUUUGAUUCAUCACCUUCAUCCAGCAAGUGUUCAGGCAUGACGCAGGGAUCCUUCAGUGCCCCCCAAAAAAGGGCAAGAUCUUUGAGUGAGGGUCCUGACAAGAAACACCUCAGUGAGACUGAACCUGCAGUUGGUAUUAAGCAGACUUUUGCCCACGACAGUCCACUUCUGGGACGAAAAGCGAAAAGGACCAGGGUGUCAGCUGCUACAGAGCCACAAAAUGAUCCCCAACCCAAGACCGCUGCCUCUUCUACACUUCCUUCCGCAAUGGUGCAAACCGCUGCAGUUCAAGAGAGUAUCUCCUCAUCUCAGCCUUCUUCAGUUGCCUCAGGGAUGUCACCUGGAUCUUCCACCACCGACUAUCACGCUUAUCUCAAUCUAGAAGCUACUCCAUAUUCACCUCCAAGCAUUGACUGGGAGUGGUUUUUGCAGCACCGCGAGCAGACGGGCCAGGGGCUAUCACCUCGGAGCUUCUCCAGUUUUUCUUCUCCACUUUCCCUCAGUCCAUCGAGAUGUGAUUUCUCACCAAUGUCAUCGCCUCUGUGGUCACCUCAGAACUCGCCCGAUCACGCGCCCUCGUGGUCCUCACCUCAUCACAUUUCUGAUGGCUCACCCCAACUAGCACCUGAGUGGUCACCUCAGCAUUCUCCACAGUGGGAGAGUCAGCCCUCACCAGAUCCAACUGAACGCACCCCUGUUGGUGAUGUUUUGGCAGUUCCUGACAGCCCUACACAGCCCAGAGUAACAGUUUGUUACCUUAAUUUGGAAGAUAAUAUUGAAGUUUCUCAAGAUGGAGGUUCUGCUCAAAGCAACCAGUCAGAUGAGGCAGACAAUCUAAUAACAGGGCCAGCUAAGGGGCUUGUAACUUCAAAACCAUCUGCAGAGGAGCAGUCUGGGAGCAGUAAGGGAAGUCAGGGAGGUGGCACUUUCAGAGAACCUCGUUCUAAGAGCUUAAAAAUGAGGACUGGGAAAAGUAAUACCACAUCAGUUUGCCGUCUUACCCCAGAUGUUCCCAGCCAAAAGGAUCUGGAGUCAGACACAGACCUUCUUUCCUUCAUGGGGUCCAAGGAACCAACAGAAAAAGCGGUUGCAUCCAAAUUUGAAAGGUACAUGGAGAUACGCCGAGCAAAACAGGAAGGGAAGCUGAGAAGGAGAGAGUAUGCUGCAGUGACGCUACUCUCACGUUAUUCCCACAUGGACGACCCAAGCAUCCACAUGGCAAGGGAGUCUGUGGUGUCUGUGUUGCUUGACUACCAACCAAGCUCAGCUUACCUGCAACCUAAAUGCCAGCGGACUCUGCACAGGAUCUUGAGAAAUAGACUCUGCUUUGAGCAACUCAUCACCGAGCAUGUACCCAUGCUGAUUGCUAGGAAGAUGAUCGACAGAGAGAACAAGGCAGAGCUUGAUCGUUCUAUUGAUACCAGUAAAGGAAAGCCCAGAAGCAAGAGAAGUCAAAGUGCAGAUGAUCUGAGGUGCUUACCAAGCAGAACAGUGCCAAGCUACUCUGACAAUCCUCAACCAGGGAGAGUUAACAAGAGGAUCCUAACAGAAAGAAGUCACUCUUCAACGUCCGAGCCUGCUACCAUAUCCACAGAAGCAGCAUGUUCAAGGACAAACCCUCCAAACAGAACACAUAGCUGUGAAGCCGACACUCUCUCAGCCCUCAUUGAUGACUCGGCAUCUGACACAACCUCAGUCUGCAGUAUGGAUACUCUGGAAUCAGAGCAGUUCCAGCUCUGGGGGGACACGGCUUCACCCCUUUAUCCACUGAUGGUCUCAACCUGCCAGUUUAGGCAAGGAAUCAUGCUAAGACUUCUGUCUGGGUCUUUCAAAGAAAAGAUGGCAUGCAUCCUUGCUGUACCCUACAUCUGUCAGAAUAAUAGCCUCAAGAGAAGACUUCUCAUCAAGUAUAGGGGGCUUCAAAUCCUGCUGGAGUGUCUCUGCAAAGGUAAGAGCGUACCGGAUUUGUUCAACAAAGCGGUGCAAUGUCUACGUGACCUCUCAGCUGCAGUAUUCCUAAAUUCAAACCAGGAAGAAUGUAUUCAGUGGAGACGCCCAGGAGACCCUGCUAAGAAGGUAACUUUAGAGGGUUCUAAAAAGGAGGAAAGGUAUUCAUCAUUGAGCAUGGUCAGAGAUGGUAGCUCCUCCUUGCACAAUGAUGCAGGGACGAGAUGUACAAGUAAGGUUGAUCAUCUAUUUCACACUUCAAAGGCAGAAAGUAGAAACAUUCAGAAAACCGCUGAGGAAGCCAUGGAUACUUGCUCUUCAGAAGUCCAGGAUUCAAAGGACAAAGAUUCUCUCCCUGAAGGUCAAGAGUAUAUUAGAGUACCUUCUACAGCAACCACGGGUGUCCUAUCAAAACCAGAUGCCUGCCUCCUUGAUGCUGCAGACAAGGAGUUUGAUGUAAAUUUUGUCUUGGACCAGGAAGUAGUGAUCCAGGCCCACAGGGACAUCCUCACCAAGAGCUCAGAAUACUUCAGCUGCCUCCUGGAGGGUCCCUACUUGGAAUCAGGACAGAGCAAGGUACCUCUCAAAGAGAUUUCCAAGGAAGCUCUGGCGUUAAUUCUUCAUUCCUUAUACGGAUGCCAUCAAGCAGAGUGCUGCCACAUGAAAAGCACAGUGGCCGGCGGCUGCAAGGUGAUCUUGGAGUCAGUAGCAUGCUCCGGUCGAUUUCUUCUCUGGUCUGUCCAAAAUCAGAUCUGCGACAUAAUUGUAGACACUUACAUGAAUGCUGCUACUGUAGUGAAUCACUUCCAGUUUGGCUUGAAGCACAACUGCUCCAAGCUAACCGGCGCCUGUUUGAUGUUCAUGCUGACAAGUGGUCAGGUGAUGCCUGGGCACUUUCAGGAACUGGUUGAGAGAGGAUGUGCCGAUGAAGCCUUCAAGACUAUUGAGAGAAUGAUUACUGAUGCACUUUUUUCCAUUGCUUGAGACAUUAACGCAUUUACGUGUAUAUCAAGCAUGACCAAAGCAUGCAUCACCAAAGUCUGUAGGCCUGAAAUUUGUUGCCAAUGGGAGACUAUUGAGACAUUGGUGGCAGCAAACACACUGGUCCUUUUCCUAUUGUUUUCGUCAUAUUGAGCAUGCGCGCUUGAGCUUCAACAUGAUGUAAACAGUUGAAAGGAUUGGUAUGUUUGCUGCCACCAACGUCUCAAAAGUCUCCCAUUAUCUAUGUAACCUUGACAAGAUUUCAUUUAAACUUAUUUAUUUUUGUAAUUCAUGAAAUAAAUGAAUAAUCAGCAGAGAUUUUCAAUUUAAAGUUUAGGACAAAUAUUUAUUGCAUCAUUAACCCUUGCUGUCUAACACGCCAUUGACUUUACAAGCAAAAUGUGCAAAUAUUGAAGUGUUUUGGAGAGUGGAGGAAAGCAAGGGUUAAGAAGUAAUUAUCAGAAGAGCAAUUUGCGUUUCUGUUCUGCUCACGUGGCAGGGCACGGACUUAUUGUGUUAAUUCAUUAUAUGUACACUUUUGUCUCUGCUUAUUCUGUGUGGAUGUGGGUUUCAUUUUUUUUAUGAAGAUUUUUUUUUCGUCCACUGCCUGAUCUGAGCCAUUUACGAGAGGCUGCACUUUGCCAAAUUAUGGCGAAAAUGAUCUUUGGUGGUGUCUGACUGCACAAGUUUCUCAAAGUCAGACCCAGAAACUGAAGACACUGUACCUUGACGCCUUCAAAAACAUAGUUAACCCAUUGAUGUUUACGUGUAUAAGAGUAGUCUUUGCCCAAUACGUGAGCGAUCAAUGAGAUGGUUGCAUUAUUGUAAAGCACACUUGCACAAUUGUUAUUUUACUUUCUCGCACUAACGUCUUAGGACUUUUGCAGUAAUGGGAGCGUGGCCCGUAGUCACUCGCGCAGGGGUAUCACUGUGUUGCAUACAUUUGUGUAUGUAAUCAUAGAGGUAGAAAACACUAGCAAUGCUUGAUCAUCACACGUAGCGCGUAUGUUUACAACCGUCGCGCGAGUACGUGACUAGACUGACUAUAAACCAUUUCGCAAUCGCCGACUGGUUCCCUAGGAAAGCCUAGGGAGAAAAUAAAGAAACAGUUAAACGGCUACUACAUAAUUCCCAAGAAGUUAGUGCGAGCAGGCGCGCUGGUCUAAUCACGCCGUUAGAUAUGCAGGAUCCAAGACUUGGGCCAAGACUAG